Molecule: messenger RNA, 575 nt
Organism: Nicotiana tabacum (common tobacco)
Lineage: Eukaryota; Viridiplantae; Streptophyta; Magnoliopsida; Solanales; Solanaceae
Source: RefSeq, a predicted model, not a curated record
AUGCCUACUCCAGGAUUGCAAAACAGUCAAGGUUCAUUUCCAGACUUUGAGAACCCUUACUCUAAGCAGGAAGCAGACCCUGAUUUAAGGCCUAAGAACUUCUGGUUGAGUAUAUGUGUUGACCAUGUGCAGAUUCAAUUAAUUAGAAUACAGUUGAGAGUACCUGAAUAUGGUUGGACUACACAAAAGGUUUUCCAUCUCAUGAACUUUGUUGUAAAUGGAGUUCGCGCUAUUGUCUUUGGAUUUCACAAACAAGUGUUUUUGUUCCAUCCCAAGGUGCUUACUUUGGUAUUAUUGGAUUUACCGGGCCUACUUUUCUUCUCAGCAUAUACACUUCUUGUUCUAUUUUGGGCUGAGAUAUAUCACCAGGCUAGAAGUUUACCAACAGAUAAGCUGAGGACCUUCUAUAUUUCAGUAAAUGGUGUAAUAUACUUCAUACAGGUUUGCUAUAUGCUUCGCCUCUUCAUUUAAUAGUAGCCUUUCUUUGUUACUUAGUAAGGAUAUAUACUGGAUUAGACGACAACAACAACAACAACAACAAACUCAGUGCAAUCCCACAAGUGGGGUUUGGGGAG